Gossypium raimondii (Peruvian cotton) is the source of this 1344-nucleotide messenger RNA. RefSeq names its product G-type lectin S-receptor-like serine/threonine-protein kinase SD1-13. NCBI's taxonomy places the organism in Eukaryota, Viridiplantae, Streptophyta, Magnoliopsida, Malvales, Malvaceae. Gene Ontology annotation, molecular function: protein kinase activity; ATP binding. The coding region runs from base 38 to 1171 and encodes 377 amino acids. Gene Ontology annotation, biological process: protein phosphorylation. The transcript has 6 exons. The record is from RefSeq and is a predicted model, not a curated record.
GUUUACAGAGAAAAGUAGAGUUAUAGAAGUAAUUGCCAUGGUAGCAACAAUUCUAGUAACACUUAUGAUUAUUAUCAUAUUAUUCAUUGGAAGGAGACUUCUGAAUAAAGUAAUGAAGGGACAAUGUGAAGAGGAAAGAUGUCCAGGAAUUUUGUCUCGCAAUGUUUCGAGGAAAUGCCAAAGAGGAGUCCAACUUCAAGAGCUUCAAGUGUUAGAUUUUGAGAACCUGGCGGCUGCAACAAACAACUUCGAUCCUGCCAAUAAGCUUGGCAACGGUGGUUUUGGUGUAGUUUACAAGGGAAAGCUUCGAGAUGGGCAGGAAGUAGCAGUGAAAAGACUUUCAAGAGCAUCUAGACAAGGGAUAGAAGAAUUCACGAACGAGGCGACUGUGAUUUCUCAACUUCAACACCGGAAUCUCGUGAGGCUUCUCGGAAGCUGCAUUGAUGGGGAAGAGAAGAUGUUAGUAUAUGAGUACAUGCCAAACAAGAGCUUGGAUAUUUUACUCUUUGAUUCACAAAAUGCAAAACUUCUUGAUUGGAGAAAGCGUUUCAACAUUAUAGAAGGGAUCAGUCGAGGUCUUUUAUAUCUUCACAGGGAUUCAAGAUUACGAAUUGUACAUAGAGACUUAAAAGCAAAUAAUAUUUUAUUAGAUGAAGAACUAAACCCUAAAAUUUCAGAUUUUGGGUUAGCAAAGAUUUUUUUUGACAAUGAAAGCCAAGCCACUACUAAAAGGAUAUUUGGUACAUACGGUUAUAUGGCACCCGAAUAUGCAAUGAGAGGACAAUUUUCAGAAAAAUCUGAUGUGUUUAGCUUUGGGGUAUUGACAUUAGAGAUUAUCAGUGGAAGAAGAAACUCAAGUUUUCAUGAGGAUGAGCAUUCAUUGAGCCUUUUGGGAUACGCAUGGAAACUGUGGAAUGAGGACAACAUCUUGGCCUUCAUAGAUCCAGCUAUAUCAGAUUCAAGUUUUGACAGGGAAAUCCUGAAAUCCAUACAUGUUGGACUACUAUGUGUGCAAAACUUUGCGAAAGAUAGGCCAACCAUGUCAACGGUGACUUCGAUGCUUAGUAGUGAGAUAGAAAAUCUUCCAGCACCAAAGCAACCUCCAUUCAUUGAUGAGAAAGCAGCCAUUGAUCACUCUCAGUUACAAAGCCAAAAUACUUGGAAGCGUUGAUAAGAUUUUGUUGAUUGUUAUAAACCUUUGCUGGUAAAUAAUUUGUCAUUUGAACAGGCAGCUGAGUUAAAUUUGAAAGCUAAAGGUCUAUUACAAUUUCCAGCCGGUAACUUAGGCGGACAGAUCAAUAGGCUCAUUUGACUAACGGCCCAUCAGCAAAUUCCCAUCUUCUA